UGGCUGGUGUGGAGUCUCUUAAAGCGGCAGGCGCGCGCUGACAGGUGAGCGGCAGGUUCAGAGCAGGACUCCGGCGCCAGCCAGGCACCGGGCACGUCUUUCUGCUGGCUGCCCUUUGAAUCUCUGCUCUUUGGUGAAUAAAAGGAUCCUCGCGUUCUCUACAAGCCAAUCUAAGUGCUGGGGGUGGAGCAGAGCCCUGGUCCAAGGCAGAACGGAUCCCGCGCCAUGGGCGGCCGGGCCGAGCCCCUGAGCCUCUUGACCCGCUGGUACAUCUACGCCAUCCACGGCUACUUCUGCGAGGUGAUGUUCACGGCCACCUGGGCCUUCGUGGCCGAGCGGGACUGGAAGUUCCAGGGCGUCACCAGCGUCUGGGCCCUGUUCAUCUACGGCACGUCCAGCCUGGUGCUGGAGCGGAUGUACCUGCUGCUGCGGGGCCGCUGCCCACUGCUGAGCCGCUGCCUGUGUUACACCCUCUGGAUCUACCUGUGGGAGUUUGCCACCGGCUACCUGCUGCGCCGGUUCGACGCCUGCCCCUGGGACUACAGCCACUUCCGCUACCACCUCAUGGGGUUGGUGACGCUGGAGUACGCCCUGUUCUGGUUCCUGGGCUCCCUGCUGCUGGAGAAGCUGAUCAUCGGGAACACCCUGCGGCUGCGGCUGGAGAGGCCCGGCCCCACGGCCGCCCCCACCGGCCGCUUCGCACCCCGCAAGGACGCCUGAGCGCG
This is a messenger RNA of Gopherus flavomarginatus (Mexican gopher tortoise), 725 nucleotides long. Its product is annotated as transmembrane protein 229B-like. The record is from RefSeq and is a predicted model, not a curated record. The transcript has 3 exons. NCBI's taxonomy places the organism in Eukaryota, Metazoa, Chordata, Testudines, Testudinidae. The coding region runs from base 226 to 720 and encodes 164 amino acids.